Leishmania mexicana MHOM/GT/2001/U1103 is the source of this 1155-nucleotide messenger RNA. RefSeq lists its product as hypothetical. The transcript has a single exon. Lineage: Eukaryota; Euglenozoa; Kinetoplastea; Trypanosomatida; Trypanosomatidae. The record is from RefSeq and is a predicted model, not a curated record. Bases 1 to 1155 code for a protein of 384 amino acids.
AUGACGUCGCGUGUGCCCUUCAGCGCAGCACCGCUGGCGGUAUACGCGAUGCCGGAAGCUGACGGCAGCACAUACAUGUCGACGGUUGUGGUGCCGUCACAGCCGCACAUGUACAAAGCUGCUGCAGCUACAGUGGCUGCUGCGUCAUCAACCGAUAUUACGAAUGGCGAGCACGUCAGCCGAGAAGGCCCUUCGUGCUAUCCACUGGCAGUCUCGACGCCUGAAAGCGGUGUGACCAGUGACGCACCUUCAGCACUCGUGCCUGCUCCACUCAUCAGUGACAGCCAUGAUUGCCACUUGCAGUCGGCGCCUUCCUUUGGCCCUCCUCCAUCAGGUCUGCUGCUUUCAGUGAGGGAGACCGGCGUGGUCACUCCCGCAGAGAUUGACCACGGCAUCGUUGCCGACGCUGGCGCUGAGGAAGACGAGGCUGCCAAGCAAGGUGAAGUGCAGACCGAGCGAUGUGGGGCGAACCGCGACGUCCAGCGCUUGUAUAUGCACCCCCUCGCUGCUGCCGCCGCCGAAGGGUCCUUCGGCGUCACAUCACAUGUGGAUCCCAUUACAGCAGCCCUUGCCCGUCAGCAGCAGCAGCAAAACCGCGGCGAACCCCGUUCCCCGCUGUCCUCGCGGACGUUGCAGGCACUGUACGCAGCGUACACCGAGGGGCGGUACUCCAGCUUCAUCACGCAGCUCACUGCUGACGACGUGCUGGCACCGCCGCCGCUGGCGCUGACCUGGUACCCGUCUGUACCCGCCGGCGUCACAAGGUUCGGCGACCGUAAGCGCACAGCAGAUAGCUUGACGGUGACAGCCAUGGGACAGCACGAGAAGAGUAUGUUGGAGGAGGAGGCGCACGGUGUUGCCGAGAUGACAUCCACCGGCGCUGCACCGCCGUUACGUCGCCCUCGAACAGAGGAGGUUUCUGUUCCUGGCGCGGAGGCGCAGGCUCCCUCGGCGUCUUCAUCGGUGCCCGCAUCCGUGGGUGCAUGCAUACCGCCACUGGGCAUAUACACGGAGGAGUGCGCUACAAAGCGAAGCGAUAGCACCGAUGCGGUGCGUGCAUCUGCCGCUGCCGACACGCAUGCGACCGCGCACCGCAAGCGUGAUCGUGAUGAGCGAGUGUACGAGUACCUGUCACACGGGCGGCGACUGCGUUGA